AUGCGCUGCCAUAAAUGCCUCGAGAGGGGCCACACGAGGGCGCUGUGCCCCGGUGAGGCGGAUCGCAGCGGGAGGUGCUACAGGUGUGGAGAAGCCGGUCACACCUCCCGCGGCUGCCGGUCGGCCCCUAAAUGUCCGCUCUGUACGGACAGGGGCAGACCGGCGGCGCACGUGCUGGGCGCUAACACGUGCAUCCAGCGCAACGUGCGCGGACGCCCACCGGGUGCUCAAGGGAAGGCGCCGGUCACUGCGACUUCCCCCCUGGCUGAAGCUCAGCCGGCGAAAGAGGAAAAGGGGGAGCCGAACGGCGGACUGGACGAGGUGCCCAAGCCGCAACGCCAGUCGCGCCAGGAGGCGCGCAAGGGAGGGGCCCCCGACGUAGAGGCCAUGGAAGUGGAGGCCCCGUCGGACGGGGGGGAUAAGGCCCAGUAA
Messenger RNA from Vollenhovia emeryi, 432 nucleotides. Its product is annotated as serine/arginine-rich splicing factor RS2Z32-like. The transcript has a single exon. The record is from RefSeq and is a predicted model, not a curated record. NCBI's taxonomy places the organism in Eukaryota, Metazoa, Arthropoda, Insecta, Hymenoptera, Formicidae. Gene Ontology annotation, molecular function: nucleic acid binding; zinc ion binding. The coding region runs from base 1 to 432 and encodes 143 amino acids.